Molecule: messenger RNA, 1472 nt
Organism: Cryptotermes secundus
Lineage: Eukaryota; Metazoa; Arthropoda; Insecta; Blattodea; Kalotermitidae
Gene: Ttc19
Product: tetratricopeptide repeat protein 19 homolog, mitochondrial
Exons: 3
Coding region: 225-1340 (371 amino acids)
Biological process (GO): mitochondrial respiratory chain complex III assembly
Cellular component (GO): mitochondrial inner membrane
Molecular function (GO): protein binding
Source: RefSeq, a predicted model, not a curated record
UAACUAUGCAUGUUCAUUUUAUGGGCAUAUCAUGUGUGUAGUUGUAAUAGUCAAACAUCAAUGUUUACGUAACAGCAGGUAACAGUCAAUUACAGCUGUGUGGUGAAUGUUUACGAACUGCCGGUAACAGCUAUGUGUUAAAUCUAAAAUUGUACGUAUUCGUGUGUUGGUAAUUAGUGACCGUUCGUUACGCUGCUAGCAGAUUGAGAUUUUGAGAUCUAAACAUGUCAUUUUAUAUAAGGAAUUUGGGAAAAUAUGUGUCAAAAACUAUAAAUGGUUUUGGUAAGGAUGUGGGGAAAUUCAGUUAUUUCAAAUUAAGUGUAGUUAAACGUAAUUGCAUAUCAGUCAUAAAUCGCAUCAGUUGUAAUUCGAAUCGUAUGUGCUACCAAAACAAUAUAACCUCCAGAGGUGCCACACGCUACAACAAAGAUUGGAGUUCAUUGAACAGUAGACUGUUGUUUGUGUCAGCAGGGAUUUUUAAUUUAUUUGGCCUGAAAAAGGUUGAUCCAACAGAAGAACCUGAACUAAUUACUACUAUGAAGAGGGGCAUUCUACUUACACAGAAAGGAGAAUUUAAAAAAGCAGAACAGAUGUUUCAUGUUGCUUUAAAAUUGGCUCAGGAACAACAAAAUUAUGUUGCUGUUACCCAUAUCUACGAUCUGCUUGCAAAUCUGGCAUAUGAACAAGGAGAACAUGAAAAAGCAGAAAAAUUGUUUGUUAGUGUAAUGCAGCGUUUGUUGUCUACAGGUACACCUAAAACAGACAACAAACUGAUUCAUAUAAGUCUCAAACUUGCAAAUAUUUACAGAAUUCAAAAGGAUACCAGGAAAGCAGAAGAAGGAUUUAAGUUCUGUGCUUCAAAUCUCCAGAAUAAUAUUGAGGAAGGAAAAUAUGAUGAUGACACACUAUUGUUGUGGGCAAUGACACUGGAUUGGUAUGCAAGAUUUCUAGUGGAUGUGAAUCGUCUGCCAGAAGCAUUUGAAAACUUCAAGAGAGCAUAUGACUUGUGUGUGCAAAUAAAUGGUGUGAACAAUGAAGAAAUAGUUAUAUUGCUAAAUGACCUUGGCACAAUCUGUUUUGUUCAGAAUGACUUAGACAAUGCAAUUUCUUAUUUGACUCAAGCUGUCACAAUUGGAAAUAAGCUUCCAGACAUGGAGGAUUUUGGCUCAGUUUUAAUUAAUCUUGGGACUAUGUAUGCUAAGAAAGGAAUGAUGGAGGAAGCCAAACAACUUUAUCAAGAUGCAUGGAAAAAUGCUAAAGAGCACAACAAUGCUCAAGUCUUGAAAGAAGCCAGUUCAUGCUUAGAUGAAUUGAAAUCCUCAAAGACUGCACAGCAGUAGUCCACAUUAAAAUUGGAAUUUCCAUCAGCCCAAGAUCAAUUUUCUUGUGUGCAACUUUAUCAGUUGUAUUGUAAGUCAAUAUUAGUUCUGUAUAUUGCUACUUGUAAUGUUAAAGUGAAUUUAAAAUAAAAU